CACAAAGCACUAAAAUUUAAAAUUUUGAAAAAAAAAAAGAAACAUAUAUGUAAGCAUGUAUUGUUUAUGCUAGUAUCACUCUUAGCAUUCUAGUCAGUUAAAAAAAAUAUGAGUGACUUGUCUACUAAAGGGAAGGGAGAAGAUGGCAGACAAGGGUGGAAGGAAGUGCUUCAUAAUAUACUUGAUACAAAUGAUCAUGAGAUGUUCCUUACCAAUAUUAGGCACCACAUUAAUCAGGUUGCAGUCGAAAUACCAAAAGUUGAACUUAAAUUUGAACAUUUAUCAGUCGAAGGUGACGUACUUAAUGGAGGUAGAGCUCUGCCCACUUUACUUUCUGCAACUAUAAACUUUUUGGAGGCAAUUCUUAAGAAGGUACGAUUGUCCCCAUCUCAAAAGCAAAAACUCAAGAUCCUCCACCAUGUCAAUGGCAUUAUUAGACCCUCUCGGAUGACAUUACUCUUGGGGCCUCCAAGUUCAGGAAAAACAACAUUUCUUUUAGCUCUUGCAGGAAUGCUUGAUCAAACUGAUUUAAAGGUAACUGGUAAAAUAACUUAUUGUGGCCAUGAGCUAAACGAAUUCGUCCCUAAGAAGACUUGUGCAUACAUUAGUCAAAGUGAUCUUCACCACGGAUUGAUGACAGUAAGAGAGACGUUAGACUUUUCUGGAAAAUGCUUAGGAGUAGGGACUUUAUAUAAGCUUAUGGAAGAACUACUCUUUGAUCCUACGAAUGAUGCAUUGAUGAAAGGUGUGGCUACCAAAAGCCAUGAAGCAUCCCUUGUCACUGAACAUUUGCUCAAGAUUCUUGGCUUGGAUAAUUGUGCUGAUACCAUUGUUGGUGAUAAUAUGAGAAGAGGUAUUUCGGGUGGUGAAAAGAAGCGUCUUACCAUUGGUGAAAUGUUGGCAGGACCAGCAAAAGUAUUGUUAAUGGAUGAAAUAUCAACCGGAUUAGAUAGCUCAACGGCUUUUCGAAUAUGCAAGUAUAUAAGCGAAAUGGUUCAUAUAAUGGACAUGACAGUAGUCAUCUCUUUGUUACAACCUAGUCCUGAAUUAUUUGAACUUUUUGAUGAUGUUAUUCUCCUCUCGGAUGGCCAAAUAGUUUAUCAAGGGCCGCGUCACCAUGUCCUUGAUUUCUUUGAAUAUGUCGGCUUCAAAUGCCCAAAAAGAAAAGGAGUGGCGGAUUUUCUUCAAGAAGUUACCUCAAAAAAAGACCAACAACAAUACUGGUUCAAGGAUCAAACAUACAAAUAUAUUCCAGUUUCCGAAUUUGUAGAGGCUUUCCAAUCUUUCCAUGUUGGGCAAGAGUUAUCAUCGAGUCUUAAGAUACCAUACCAAAGAUCUAAUGCUCACCCUUUAGCCUUGGUAAAAGAAAAGCAUGCCAUCUCAAAUAAAGAACUCAUUAAGGCAUGCUUUUUGAGAGAAUGGUUACUAAUGAAGCGAAAUAUAAUCCUCUACAUCUUUAAAAAUGUCCAAGUUAUGAUUAUGUCUUUGGCUACAAUGAGUGCAUUCUUUAGGACCAAAAUGCACCACGAAACAGUGGCCGAUGGUGAGAAAUAUAUAGGAGCUAUAUUUUUCAGUCUUACAAAUAUUGUGUUGAAUGGAAUGGCAGAAUGUACUUUAACAAUUUUGGGACUUCCGGUGUUUUAUAAACAAAGAGAUCUAUUGUUUUACCCUGCUUGGGCUUAUGGCCUACCUGUUUGGAUCCUUAGUAUCCCUGCAUCCUUCAUCGAAUCCGGAUUAUGGACUAUUCUUACAUAUUAUACCAUUGGUUAUGCUCCGGCUCCCACUAGGUUUUUCUGUCAAUGGCUUGGUUUCUUCUGUAUCCAUCAAAUGGCUAUGUCAAUCUUUAGAUUUCUUAGUGCUUUGGGGAGAACACUAGUUAUUGCUAACACAAUUGGCACGAUUGUAUUGAUAUUUGCUUUCGUCCUUAGUGGUUUUAUCAUUGCAAAAGGGGAUGUUGGUCAAUGGAUAAUAUGGGCUUACUACCUUUCACCUAUGAUGUACGGACAACAAGUUUUAAUCAGUAACGAAUUUCUUGACAACAGAUGGAGUAAUCCUAAUACAGAUCCUAGGAUUAAUGGAACAACCAUUGGUAAUGUCAUUCUUGCAUCAAGAGGCCUUUCGAAUCAUCAAUAUUGGUUUUGGAUAAGUAUCGGAGCAUUGCUUGGGUUUACUCUUAUCAACAACAUUUUAUACAUCCUAUCAUUAACAUUCUUAAAUCCUUUUAGUGGUUCAAAAGCCUUAGCUAAAGAUGCAGAUAAACGCCAAAAGAAAAAUGAUGAGGAACUUCAAAGCACAAAUUUCGUCGUAUCAAGUCAUUCAUCUAGAUGUACCAAUCCUACUAUAGAGACCGCUACCAAAGGAAUGUACUUGCCUUUCCAGCAUCUUUCGUUAACAUUCAACCACAUCAACUAUUACGUUGAUGGACCAACUGAAAUGAAAGGUCGAGGUUAUGAUAAUGAAGGGUAUCGACUGCAACUAUUACAAGAUGUGAGUGGUGCUUUCCGCCCUGGUGUAUUGACCGCGCUAUUGGGUAUCACUGGUGCCGGAAAGACAACACUAUUAGACGUGUUGGCUGGAAAAAAGACUAGCGGAUAUAUUGAAGGUAGCAUCACUGUAUCAGGUUAUCCUAAGAAUCAAGAGACAUUUGCAAGGAUAUGUGGUUAUUGUGAACAAAACGCCAUCCAUUCACCAUGUUUAACUGUUUAUGAAUCUCUUGUAUUCUCUACUUGGCUCCGUCUUUCUUCAAAUAUCGACCUAAAUACACGAAAGAUGUUUAUUGAAGAAGUAAUGAGAUUAGUUGAGCUUCAACCACUAAAGGAUGCUAUUGUUGGUCUUCCAAGGAUAAGUGGGCUUUCAACCGAACAAAGAAAGAGAUUAACCAUUGCGGUAGAGCUAGUUGCGAACCCAUCGAUUGUGUUCAUGGAUGAGCCAACAUCCGGACUUGAUGCUAGAGCUGCUGCUAUUGUCAUGCGUACAAUGAGAAAUGUUGUAAAUAAUGGUAGAACUGUUGUAUGUACAAUUCAUCAGCCGAGCAUAGAUAUAUUUGAGGCUUUUGAUGAGCUUCUAUUGAUGAAGAGAGGAGGGCGUCUAAUAUAUGCUGGACCCCUUGGUGACCACUCCUCAAAGCUUAUUGAAUAUUUUGAGGGCAUUUAUGGGGUUCCGAAAAUAAAAGAUGGUUACAAUCCUGCUACAUGGAUGCUUGACAUUACAAGUCCUCAAUCAGAGUCUCAAAUGGGUUUGGAUUUUGCAGAUAUUUAUCUCAACUCUCACCUUUAUCAGAGAAAUCAAGAAAUAAUCAGAGAGCUAAAUAAUCCUUCGCCGAAUGAUGAGGAUCUUCAAUUCCCAACCAAAUACUCGCAGCCAUUCAGUGUUCAACUAAAAGCAUGUUUUUGGAAACAAUACAAAUCUUAUUGGAAGAAUCCACCUUACAAUGCUGUUCGAUUCUUCACCACAACACUAAUUGGUGCUCUACUUGGCGUUAUAUUCUGGAACAAGGGAAGUAAAUUAGCCAAACAACAAGAUUUGAUGAACUUGUUUGGGAUAAUGUUCUCUACAAUACUUUUCGGAGGAACUAGCGCUUUGAAUGUUCAAGCCGUGGUUGCGAGUGAGAGAGCCGUGUUUUACCGUGAGAAAGCAGCUAGAAUGUACUCAGCUUUACCUUUCACAUUGGCUCAACUCGCUAUAGAGGCAAUCUACAUUGCCAUUGUGAAUUUUGUGUAUUGUCUACUUCUUUACUCUAUGAUCGGAUUUGAGUGGACGAUUGGGAAAUUCUUCUACUUCUACUACUUCGUUUUCAUGUGCUUUAUGUACUGUUUCGGGUGA
Chenopodium quinoa (quinoa) is the source of this 3822-nucleotide messenger RNA. RefSeq names its product ABC transporter G family member 34-like. The coding region runs from base 109 to 3822 and encodes 1237 amino acids. The record is from RefSeq and is a predicted model, not a curated record. Gene Ontology annotation, cellular component: membrane. The transcript is spliced from 18 exons. Gene Ontology annotation, molecular function: ATP binding; ATP hydrolysis activity; ABC-type transporter activity. Lineage: Eukaryota; Viridiplantae; Streptophyta; Magnoliopsida; Caryophyllales; Amaranthaceae.